Molecule: messenger RNA, 3975 nt
Organism: Capsella rubella
Lineage: Eukaryota; Viridiplantae; Streptophyta; Magnoliopsida; Brassicales; Brassicaceae
Product: auxin response factor 6
Exons: 14
Coding region: 869-3649 (926 amino acids)
Biological process (GO): response to hormone; regulation of DNA-templated transcription
Cellular component (GO): nucleus
Molecular function (GO): protein binding; DNA binding
Source: RefSeq, a predicted model, not a curated record
AUAAACAGCCAUUGUCGUUCUUCUUCUUCCUUCUGAUUCAAAUAAAAGAGAGAGAGAAGUUUGUGAAAACUUUAGCAGAGAGAAUAAACAAAACAAUAAUAACAGCUCCGCCGUACUUCGCCUACCGGAGAAAAAAAUACAUCAGUCUUCUUCUUUUGCCAAUCCAAAAUAAAAGAUUUUUUAAAAUUAAAAACAGUCUCUUUCUUUCUUUCUUUGUCUAUACUUUUUUUUUUGUUUUUUGGGUUAAGGGGUUUGAUUAUUCUGUCUGUACCCAUGUUCUGCAACAGUUGAGCAAGUGCAUGCCCCAUAUCUUUCUACUUCUCAUUUCCCGACCUUCUCCAUUAACUGGGAUCUCUGUUCGAAGAAGAAGAUCUCUCUGUUCUUAAGCUGAAACGACACCACCUCUUGUCGUUUUAGUUAUAGCUCGAGAUCUGUGUUUUUUUUUUUUUCCCUUUUUCUUGGCUUCUGAGCUUUUAAGCGGUGGUGGGUUUUUCUGGAGAAAACCAAAGGACAAUUAAAGUUUUUUUUUUUUUAAUGGGGAAGUAACUGGAGUACAAGUUAUGAAGGAGUUGAAGAUUCGAAGAAGCGGCUUUGAAGUCGGCGAGACUAAGAUUGCGAGCUUAUUUGGCUGAUUUUGUGAGGAGGGGAGAAGAAAAAAUCAGUCUUUGUUAAAUUUUUAUUUUAGGGGUUUUUUAAGAUUGUGAAAAGAUUUGGUUGGUGAAUGGGUGGGAGGUGGAGGGAAACAGUUAAAAAAAGUUAUGCUUUUUUGUGUCUCUUCCUCAUAAUUACAUUUCGGCGUCUUGAAAUCUUGGAUCUUUGAAGAAACAAACUUGGAAGUUUUUGUUUUUGCUUUUAUAAGUUGUCAAAAAUGAGAUUAUCUUCAGCUGGGUUUAAUCCUCAACCUCAUGAAGUUACAGGAGAGAAAAGAGUUCUUAAUUCUGAGCUCUGGCAUGCUUGUGCUGGCCCUCUUGUCUCGUUACCUCCUGUUGGAAGCAGAGUUGUGUAUUUUCCUCAAGGUCACAGUGAACAGGUCGCUGCUUCGACCAAUAAAGAAGUGGAUGCUCAUAUACCAAACUAUCCUAGCUUGCAUCCGCAGCUUAUCUGUCAGCUUCACAAUGUCACAAUGCAUGCUGAUGUGGAGACUGAUGAAGUCUAUGCACAGAUGACUUUACAACCGUUGAAUGCGCAAGAGCAAAAAGAUCCUUACCUUCCGGCGGAAUUAGGUGUCCCGAGUAGACAACCUACAAACUAUUUCUGUAAAACUCUGACUGCUAGUGAUACAAGCACUCAUGGAGGUUUCUCUGUGCCUCGCCGAGCUGCUGAGAAAGUUUUCCCUCCCUUGGAUUACUCACAACAGCCUCCAGCUCAAGAGUUGAUGGCGAGGGAUCUGCAUGAUAACGAAUGGAAGUUCAGGCAUAUAUUCCGAGGCCAACCAAAGAGACAUCUCCUUACUACGGGUUGGAGCGUAUUUGUAAGUGCUAAAAGGCUUGUUGCUGGCGACUCUGUGCUUUUCAUCUGGAAUGAUAAGAAUCAAUUGCUUCUUGGUAUAAGACGAGCCAACCGACCACAAACUGUCAUGCCUUCAUCUGUUUUGUCAAGUGACAGUAUGCAUUUAGGCCUUCUUGCUGCAGCAGCUCAUGCUGCCGCCACAAACAGCCGAUUCACCAUCUUCUAUAAUCCAAGGGCAAGUCCAUCAGAGUUUGUUAUACCCCUGGCUAAGUAUGUGAAAGCGGUUUAUCACACUCGCGUCUCUGUUGGCAUGCGGUUUAGGAUGCUGUUUGAAACCGAAGAAUCAAGUGUUCGUCGGUACAUGGGUACAAUAACUGGAAUUUGUGAUCUGGAUCCUACUCGUUGGGCUAAUUCUCAUUGGCGGUCCGUUAAGGUUGGGUGGGACGAGUCUACUGCAGGAGAGAGGCAACCAAGGGUUUCCUUGUGGGAGAUUGAACCUUUAACGACAUUCCCAAUGUAUCCAUCUCCUUUCCCUCUCAGGCUUAAACGUCCGUGGCCUCCUGGUCUCCCAUCUUUCCAUGGCCUUAAAGAAGAUGACAUGAGUAUGAGUAUGAGUUCGCCGCUUAUGUGGGAUCGUGGACUCCAAUCUUUAAACUUUCAAGGUAUGGGAGUAAACCCGUGGAUGCAGCCGAGGCUUGAUACUUCAGGCUUGCUUGGUAUGCAAAACGACGUUUACCAAGCAAUGGCUGCAGCUGCACUUCAAGACAUGAGAGGCAUUGAUCCUGCAAAGGCUGCUGCUUCACUUCUUCAGUUCCAAAAUUCUUCAGGAUUCUCGAUGCAAUCUCCCUCCUUAGUGCAACCGCAGAUGCUGCAGCAGCAACUCUCUCAGCAGCAGCAGCAACUCUCUCAGCAGCAGCAACAGCUCUCCCAGCAGCAGCAGCAACAAAUCUCUCAGCAGCAGCAACAGCUCUCUCAGCAGCAGCAGCAGCAACAGCAACAGGCGUAUCUCGGCGUUCCUGAAACCCACCAGCCUCAGUCUCAGGCUCAAUCACAGUCAAACAAUCUUCUUUCUCAACAGCAGCAGCAGCAAGUAGGGGAUAAUCAUAAUCCGUCUGCAUCCAGUCCUGCUGUUGUUUCCGCUAUGUCUCAGUUUGGUUCCGCUUCUCAGUCCAACACAUCACCACUCCAGUCCAUGGCUUCUCUGUGUCAUCAACAAAGCUUCUCCGACACCAAUGGAGGAAACAAUCCUAUUUCCCCGCUUCACAGUCUUCUCAGUAACUUCUCUCAAGACGAGUCGUCUCAACUGCUCAACCUCACUAGGACUAACUCUGCAAUGACAUCAUCUGGUUGGCCAUCAAAGCGGCCUGCAGUUGAUUCAUCGUUCCAGCACUCUGUACCUGGUAACAACACUCAAUCCGUAAUGGAGCAAUUGGGACAGUCCCACACAAGCAACGUUCCUCCUAACGCUGUCUCGUUGCCUCCAUUUCCUGGUGGUAGAGAGUGCUCAAUCGAACAAGAAGGAAGUGCCUCAGACCCGCAUAGCCAUCUUCUCUUCGGAGUCAACAUAGAUUCAUCCUCUCUUUUGAUGCCGAACGGAAUGUCAAACCUUAGAAGCAUUGGCAUUGAAGGAGGCGACUCCACGACUUUACCCUUCACAUCAUCUAAUUUGAACAACGACUUCUCGGGUAAUCUUGCAAUGACGACGCCUUCCAGUUGUAUAGAUGAAUCAGGUUUUCUACAAUCCUCAGAAAACCUUGGUUCCGAGAACCCACAAUCUAAUACCUUUGUGAAGGUGUACAAGUCAGGGUCCUUUGGGAGAUCGUUAGACAUAUCAAAAUUUAGCAGCUACCACGAGCUGCGAAGCGAGCUAGCUCGCAUGUUUGGCCUGGAAGGCCAAUUAGAAGACCCUGUGAGAUCAGGCUGGCAGCUUGUAUUUGUUGACCGAGAGAACGACGUUCUUCUCCUCGGCGAUGACCCUUGGCCGGAGUUUGUGAGCAGCGUGUGGUGCAUUAAGAUACUGUCACCACAAGAAGUGCAGCAAAUGGGUAAAAGAGGACUUGAGCUUCUCAAUUCCGCGCCAUCUUCCAACAAUGUCGAUAAGCUCCCGAGCAACGGGAACUGCGAUGACUUUGGGAACAGGUCAGACCCGAGGAAUCUCGGUAACGGUAUCGCAUCAGUAGGGGGUACAUUCAACUACUAGAAGUAGAAAGAACACCCCUUUUUUUUUUUAAUCCAAGUUAAGUUUCAAUCUUAUAAAUUAGUAGUGAGAUCCUCUUUAGUUUUAAUUACUAGCAAAAUCUCUCUUUAUAACUUAUAAAAAAAAAGGGAGUUCUGCCUUUGCCUUUGUGGAAACAAGAAACUAUAUAAUCAAUCCCUCUGUCGUAAUACUGUAAUUAUAAGAUCUUUUGGUCUUUUUUUUUUUCUUUCUUAUAUGAAUAUUUCUACUGAACUCUUCUUGUAUGUCACUUUCUUUACUCAGUUCUUCAAUCAAUAUGAUAGUGAAGUGUUGCUUUGGAGUUAUAUUAA